Anthonomus grandis grandis is the source of this 726-nucleotide messenger RNA. RefSeq lists its product as uncharacterized. Lineage: Eukaryota; Metazoa; Arthropoda; Insecta; Coleoptera; Curculionidae. The record is from RefSeq and is a predicted model, not a curated record. The transcript has a single exon. Bases 1 to 726 code for a protein of 241 amino acids. Gene Ontology annotation, molecular function: catalytic activity.
AUGACACGGGACCUAACACCUAUUGUCGUAAAUCUCGACAUUGGGGACACCAACAGGACCAUAGUAAUUGCGUCAGCAUAUUUUGCUGGAGAUGGGCCUAUGACACCACCAGCAGAAGUGCAAGAGCUGAUUCAAUACUGUAGCAGAUUGCGUCUACCACUCCUUCUAGGCUGCGACGCAAAUGCUCACCAUAUCACAUGGGGAAGCACAGAUAUUAACUUUAGAGGUGAGUGUCUGCUUGAAUAUCUAACGACAACCGAUCUCGAGGUUCUGAAUGUGGGAACUACACCAACAUUCGUAACUAAAUCAAGAUCGGAAGUAUUAGAUAUUACUUUAGUCAGCUCCAGUCUCAGAGACCACAUCAAGGACUGGAGAGUAUCAGCUGAACCAUCACUGUGCGACCACAGGAUUAUCGAAUUCAAGCUGGACAGCAUUAAAUACAAUCGACCCGAAAGGAGGGUCCCAGGAAAAACAGACUGGGAAUUAUACAACACCAAUCUGGAAAACAACUUAAAUUAUCUAAGCUUAAAUGGGAAACCGCACCAUCUAGACUUAGAGCAGGACUCACAAGCUGUCACACGUGCAAUAAAUGAGGCGUUCGACUCAAGUUGCCCAGUGACCAGUGAGAGACCCGUUAAAGACGCCCCGUGGUGGAAUACACACCUGUCAAAACUAAGGUCAAAAGUGCGUCAUCUUUUCAAUACAGCGAAAAGAGACGGUAACUGA